UUGUUAAGGUCAGUUGGAUUUUUUUUUAAAUUGGGAUGUCAGUGUGAUCAAACUAUAUAAUUGAAAUUUACGUGCUUCAGAAAGAAAUAUUUAACUUUGAUAGAGUGUAAGGACACGAAAUGAUAAUAGUGAUAAAGUGAAAGGAUAUAGCAAUGAUCACAAUUGACUGUUUGCUAGUAAAAAAUUUGUAAAUUUUUUUUCGUGUGCAAAAUGAAGAGUGAAGUUCCUAAGAAAUUUAAGCUUUUUUCGGAUAUCACUUCAAUGAUGGCAAAUGAGCUUGGAUAAUGAUACCGAGUUAUCUUCCUUGUACGUGCCAAGGAAUACACCUCUGAUCGAACUGGAUUCAAUAGAAAAUCAAGAGGGUGGAGCAAUGUAUAUUUCUUGUGGGGAUGAUGGAGCUGCUGGCGUGGAGUCUGAGAUGGGCUACGUUCCAAAUAAUCCAUUAUUUGGAUUACCUCUCGAUAGUCCUCAGGAGUGUGCUCCGACGUGCAGUGGAUGUGCAAGUUGUCAUACGGGAUCAUCAAUACCAAUUCCAGGACUUCAUGGAUCGGAUUUCGAUUGUGAUAACUGUCUAGAUCACAACGGAGUUCUAAGUUCAUCACAGCUCAAUUCUCAAUCCAACCUUGGUGCUGCAUAUUGGAGUCCCGACGACAUGAACUCAUUUUCCGGAUUAUCUCCACUGGAUAUGGAUCCAUUACCCAGCUUAUUUCCAUUCUCACCGUGUGGUGCAACGUAUAAAUCGGAACGUCCUACUCACGAUAUGGCCGACGUGCUUUUGUCUUUGAAACAUGCAGUUUUGAAACCUAGUCCUGAACCCCAACAAAUGCAAAGCCAAAGUCAAUCGUACGGUCAUCAUCCUCAAGCAUCGCUGUCAUAUACAGUGCAUCCACAAAUGUUAGUUUCACCUAGUCAUCAGUCACAAGUUCAAAAUUCGAAUUAUGGUUCGUCGAGCUACUACGAUUCGGCAUGCGGACAACAUCCGCCAUCCAUUUAUCCUAGUAUGAGUGUCAAUGUAAGCAUGAAUAUGACAAUGCACGGAUAUGGUGAAGCGAGUGUUCCAAUGCAAUGUUCACAAAUGCAAUGGACACCACAAAAUCCAUCGUCAUCGGUUAACGUGCUCUAUCCACCGUUAUUAAGUCCCGGACAUUAUCCUAGCAGUGCAACAUAUUCGUUUACAGCGGAUUUUCGUCCGCCUGGUCCUACACCAACGAUGAAUUCGAUGAUCGAUAAUAUGAAAAUAUCGUCUGCGUCACCACCUCGAUCGUACUAUCAAUCAAACGUGAACUAUUCCCCUCCGAUAAGUCCGACCUACGGACAGAUGAAAAUUCGGACUGGUGCAAAGAGCAUUGGAUUUGACGAAGAGGACAGCAACGACGGCAUUCAAUCGGACUCAAAACCAAAUCUAUGUCGUCUAUGUGGUAAAACGUAUGCUCGGCCCAGCACUCUGAAAACCCACCUUAGAACCCAUUCCGGAGAACGUCCGUACAGGUGUCCCGAUUGCAACAAAAGUUUCUCUCAAGCAGCAAAUUUAACAGCCCAUGUACGCACACACACAGGUCAAAAACCGUUUCGUUGCCCAAUUUGUGAUAGAAGGUUUUCGCAAAGUUCGAGUGUAACAACGCACAUGAGAACCCAUUCCGGAGAACGUCCAUACCGAUGCCGUUCGUGUAAAAAAGCCUUUUCAGACAGCUCAACUCUUACAAAACAUCUACGAAUCCAUAGUGGCGAAAAGCCAUACCAAUGCAAAUUAUGUUUACUGAGAUUCUCUCAAUCGGGAAAUUUGAAUCGUCAUAUGCGAGUCCAUGGAUCGAAUGGCAAUUUGAUGACAUGACAUCGACAAGUCGGACGGCAUUGCAAUCUGGGCAACAUGGGCUUCGUCGAUGUGAAGCAAUAUCAGUGUGUUUAUUCAGCGCAAACAAUUUCGUGUGGAGAUGAGAGUCUGAAAAAGAAGCCAGUGGAUAAUGGCGGAGGAUUUUGCUUGAAAAAUGGCUACGGCAAUUUAUUUUAGAGAA
This is a messenger RNA of Bradysia coprophila, 2012 nucleotides long. It is a transcript of the gene gl, whose product is annotated as glass. The record is from RefSeq and is a predicted model, not a curated record. Gene Ontology annotation, molecular function: DNA-binding transcription factor activity, RNA polymerase II-specific; RNA polymerase II cis-regulatory region sequence-specific DNA binding. Lineage: Eukaryota; Metazoa; Arthropoda; Insecta; Diptera; Sciaridae. Gene Ontology annotation, biological process: regulation of transcription by RNA polymerase II.